Molecule: messenger RNA, 1354 nt
Organism: Zonotrichia leucophrys gambelii
Lineage: Eukaryota; Metazoa; Chordata; Aves; Passeriformes; Passerellidae
Product: neuritin-like
Exons: 3
Coding region: 130-552 (140 amino acids)
Biological process (GO): nervous system development; neuron projection extension
Cellular component (GO): plasma membrane
Source: RefSeq, a predicted model, not a curated record
UCCCCGCGGAGGCGGGAGGGAGGGGAGCGCUGCCGGCCCCGGUGGUGCGGGCACCGGCACUGGCACCGGCACUGGCACCGGCACUGGCACCGACAGCGGAGCGGGGCUGGAGCCCGAGCCCGGCGGAGGAUGGGGCAGCGGCAGCGGCGGGGCCCGGCCGUGCUGCUCCUCGCCCUGGGGCACCUGGCCGGGCUGCUGGCAGCGGGACCCGCCUGCGCCGACGCUUACCGCGGCCUCUCGGACUGCGUGCUCAAGCUGGGGGACAGCAUGGCCACGUACGAGGAGGAGGAGGGCAUCGAGCUGCAGGGGCUGCACAGGGUCUGCAGGUAUUGGGAUGAAUUCCACACCUGUGCCCUGACAGUGCUCUGGGAGUGCCAGAAGGAAGCAGCAGCUGUCUGGGAGAUGCUGAGAAGGGAGUCCAGAAAAACCAAAUUUCAAGGCAGCUUGUUCGACCUGUGCAGCCCCAGCAUGGCCCAAAGCUCUGCCUGGACCCACGUUCCCAACAUUUCCAUGCUCAGCAUCCCCCUCAUCGUCACUUGGCUGAACUUAUAAACUGCAGCUCUGUGAGUAUCCCAACAGAAGUGGUGGCAGGGUGUGGUGUGGCACCUUUCAGAUGUGUUUUCCAAACCUUGGAGGAAUACACUGUGUGGAGCUCAGAAACUCCCAGCUCCAUUCUGCACCUGUGAGACAUGGAAGAGCUUGGCAGCAUCUCCAGGGUGUUGAAAUUUCUCUGUAAUUUGGAGUAACUCCUCUCCCCCUUCUGCCUCAAGGCACAGGCACAGAUCUGGCUGUUGGGAGAUUUGGGAACUUGUAAAUACAGGGCACAGGAUUUGGGGAGAAAUGAUAAAUUCUGGAAAAAAGAUGAAUGCUGGAUACUUCUGCGCUCUUUUAUGGCAACUGGAAGGAAACCUGUUUACUUUGCUGACUCUUUCCACCAGAUCAACUCUCCAGGGUUUUGAUUUGGACACUCAAAACAAGAUGGGUGUUUUCCCACUGCUCCAUGAGGUGCAGGGGAUGGUGUCUGUCCUGUCACAGGCUGAAGGGAGACCUUACUGCCCUGUGCUGGCCUUUCUUCUUUGAGGACGUGGUAAAACCCCUGCUGAACAACAAUCACAGUUGCAUGACUUCUCUUGCACACAUCUGAAUUCCUGAGUAACUUCUGUGUUAUGUGUAAAUCCCUUUUCUAUGGACAGAGGUGGAAAAUAUUUGGGGGGAGAGGGAGUAUCAAGCUAGGAGGACAAAAGGGAUUUAUAGCAACUCCUCUGCUUUAAAGCUUUCCCCAAGGUACCUGUAAGCAGCUGUGGGUAGAAUGUGUAAUUCCAGAGUAUUAAAGUUUGUUGUAGAGCCAACAGUA